UUAGGCAUAUUGUGAAAUUCACAGGUCUUACCCAACGUACUGUUUGGAACAGGAUAUAAAUGAAGAUGAAGCUUCCCAGAGACGCACAGACUGAUCUCAUGAUGAAAACAGGACAAAUCGGCGUUUUGGGGCUGCUGCUCUGCGCGGCUGUAUUUAGUGCAUCAGCGGAUAAACCAGGAGAAUGCCCACCUGAGGGGUACUUGGCAGAAAAAUAUCUCUCCACCUAUACUGCAUGCCAAUCGGAUGAUGAUUGUGGGGAUAGCUGGAAAUGUUGCACGGACAACGGCUACAAAUACUGCAAACCUCCAGCGCAAGAGAGGCCUGGCUCCUGUCCCGAUUGUACAGAUCAGCCACGCACCACCGAUUAUUGCACCUCGGACAGUAUGUGCGCUGAUGGAUCCAAGUGCUGCACCCAAAAUGGUGGAAAGACCUGCCUGCCUUCUGUGGGAGACAAGAAGGGCUCCUGUCGUCGUAAAACCCCAAUAAUGUGCAUUGUUGCAAUGAGGAGCACCUGUUUGUCCGACUCCAUGUGUAAUGGUGAUUAUAAAUGCUGCCCUUCUGACAACGGAUGUUACAAUGAAUGCCAGAAACCAGUUUAAUAACACCAGAAAAUCCAGCCUUAUGACUUCAGAACAUUAUCUAGUUCUUGUGAUAAGAAGCACAUCCAUGAUCACAUAGAAAUGGUGCCUAUUUGCACGUUGGAGAUGGCUUGCCUCUGUAUGUGGGUUUCUGGGUCCCCUCAGAGUCUUUACAUGAAUUUCUCUGAGCUUGGGGGGAAGGCAAUAAAAUAAUAAAGUGUAAAAAAAAAAA
Messenger RNA from Xenopus tropicalis (tropical clawed frog), 810 nucleotides. RefSeq names its product WAP four-disulfide core domain protein 5-like. The coding region runs from base 60 to 599 and encodes 179 amino acids. The transcript is spliced from 5 exons. The record is from RefSeq and is a predicted model, not a curated record. NCBI's taxonomy places the organism in Eukaryota, Metazoa, Chordata, Amphibia, Anura, Pipidae. Gene Ontology annotation, molecular function: peptidase inhibitor activity. Gene Ontology annotation, cellular component: extracellular region.